GAGGAGGACUUCGAGGAGUUCGAGGCCGACUUCCAGGCGUUCGAGGCCGACUCCAGGGACUCCGACUUCGAUUUCGGGGCUGAGGACGAUAGCGACGACGAGGUCGUCGAGAUCACGCCGCCCACCGUCAAGCCGUCCAUCUCCAGAGAUGGCUUGAGCACCAUGACCACUGCUGGUUUUGAUGACCCUGCAACAGGGUCAUUGAAAAGGAAGAGGAAGAACCAAUUCAGGGGUAUCCGCCAGCGCCCCUGGGGUAAGUGGGCUGCUGAAAUCAGAGAUCCCCGCAAGGGUGUCCGUGUCUGGCUGGGUACUUUCAACAGUGCCGAAGAAGCUGCAAGAGCUUAUGAUGUUGAAGCACGCAAGAUCCGUGGCAACAAGGCCAAGGUAAACUUUCCAGAGGAACCAAUAGUUGCUCAGAAGUGUCGCCCUGCUGCUCUUAAAGUACGCAAGUCAAGAGAAGUACAGAUACCUGCCGUUGUACCAGCAGUCAACAACAUUGCACAUACAAACCAGCCACCUGCUCAGCCUGAUAAUGUGCCAUUUGUUCCUGCAACGAACUCUGCUGCCCCUGUUGAAGCUCCUGUCAUGAAUGUGUACUCUGACCAGGGGAGCAACUCCUUUGGCUGCUCUGACCUCAGGACUCCAGAGUCUGCGCUUGUCCAGAGCAACACCUACAGCGCAGUGGUGACUCCUGUUAUGCAGAACAAUGCAGAUGAUCUCACCGAUGGGCUGGGGGAUUUAGAACCUUAUCUGAGGAUUCUCAUGGAUGAUUUUGUGGAUGAACCGAUCGACAGCCUUCUGAAUCUUGAUGGACCUCAGGAUUUCCUCGGCAACAUGGACCUUUGGAGCUUCGAUGACAUGCUCAUCCCUGGCGAAUUUUAUUGA
Messenger RNA from Lolium rigidum, 885 nucleotides. Its product is annotated as ethylene-responsive transcription factor 1-like. The transcript has 2 exons. Lineage: Eukaryota; Viridiplantae; Streptophyta; Magnoliopsida; Poales; Poaceae. Gene Ontology annotation, biological process: ethylene-activated signaling pathway; regulation of DNA-templated transcription. The record is from RefSeq and is a predicted model, not a curated record. Bases 163 to 885 code for a protein of 240 amino acids. Gene Ontology annotation, molecular function: DNA binding; DNA-binding transcription factor activity.